Trifolium pratense (red clover) is the source of this 737-nucleotide messenger RNA. RefSeq lists its product as uncharacterized. The record is from RefSeq and is a predicted model, not a curated record. The transcript has 2 exons. Lineage: Eukaryota; Viridiplantae; Streptophyta; Magnoliopsida; Fabales; Fabaceae. Bases 217 to 594 code for a protein of 125 amino acids.
UUUCUUCUCUCUCUCUCUCUCCAACAAACAUUUUCCUUCUUUUUAUUUUUUUCUUUAAUCGAAUCGCUAUUUCGAUCACUGCCACCGAACCUUUCCCCCUCCCUCGCGUAUCUCACCGCCGCCGGCUAACCCCUCUCUCUCUCUCUGAAACGCGCCGGCGGCGACCGCAGCGUGUGAAUUACAAUAAGAGCGGUUGAAGAUUGUGUAGUAUCAAAGAUGGGGGAAAUUUGGUGGUCACUUGUGGGGGCUGCAAUCCCUUUUGUUGUUGCUGGACAAGCUCUAAGAGUGAAGAAAAGGAAUGCAGAGGAGCAGAAGUUGAAGAGUGCAAGGGGAAGAGAAAGGAGUUCUGAUGAAAUUUUUGUAUGUGAAAGGGUCUGCACAUCAAAGAGGAUGUUGAAAAAGGUUGGCAGUUUCUCAAAAGAUCCCAUUCCUGAUACUUGUGUUACUGUUUGUGGUGUGUCUGAUCUUGAUGCUUGUGCUGAUGCGUGUGCCCGCACGGUUUGUGUCAAUCAACAUCAAGUGCCUAAUUGGAACGACAUAUGCCUUAGGAGGUGCCAGAGUGAAUGUCUCAAACUCUCUUCUCAAUCUUCUUAGUAAUUAGUUGCAUUUAGCCAAUGAAUAUUAUGUAUGUAUACUGAGUUUUGUUAUGAUGGUCAAUGUUUAGGCUCAUUAUUCCAAUUCCAGAAUCUAGAUUUAUUAUAAUUUCUAUUGAAAUGCAAAUGGGUUUUACUCGGCUA